Molecule: messenger RNA, 2016 nt
Organism: Somion occarium
Lineage: Eukaryota; Fungi; Basidiomycota; Agaricomycetes; Polyporales; Cerrenaceae
Source: the annotation of a GenBank genome assembly
GCAUUCUACAAGGUUCUUCACCGUCCGCCACAUAAACCAACUGUCAUCUUGUCUCUUACGCUCAUUCGCAAGCUUGUACACUCGUAAUAGUUGUCAAAAUGUCCGCAACUCUAAGUCUGUACGAAAUACUCGGACUGGAAAGGACUGCUACAACAGACGACAUUCGAAAGGCAUACAAAAAAAGAGCUUUGGAAACCCAUCCGGACAGGCUACCGCAGGGAGCCACGACUGAAGAGAAAGCCAGUGCAGAGGAACAGUUUCGUCUGGUCAAUAAUGCAUACGAGGUCUUGAAUGAUCCUCGGAACCGAGAGCUGUAUGAUCGUUCUGGUGCAUGGCCACCUCCAAGUGCGCCUGAGGAGCCACGAGCCAACUACAGAUCGCGCAGCCGUGCCGAACCCUUUGACCCUUUCAUGGGAGACCCAUUCUUCAGUUCCGCUUUCGGCUCCCGAGGACCUUUUGCCUUCUCGGAUCCUUUCGAGCUCUUCAAUUCCAUUUUUGGCGACAUGAAUCGGCACUUUGAUGAUGAUCCAUACUUCAACGAUGCCUUCCCUAGCAUGCGUUCACCUUUCGGUGCUUUUGGCGGCUCCAUGAUGAGAGACCCCUUCGGUGGUUCCAUGCUGACUCCAUUCACGCCCGGAUUCCCCUUUGGUCGGUCCCUGCUAGAUGAUAUGCAGGGAGGCCAAGGGCGUCGUGUCUAUAGCAGCACGUCUUCCGGUGGAGGUGCCAAUGGUCAAUGGGUAUCGCAGAACAGAAUGACGCGCACGAUUAAUGGUCGUACAGAGACCAUCAUUAAACGACGCGAUGCGCAGGGCAAUGAACAUAUUACUUACUCUUCUCCUGAGAGUGAACGAUACACGAUCAAUGGUGUCGAGCAACCAGUGGCUGGCCAGAUGCAGAACCACCAACCUCGUCGUCCCGUUACAAACGCUCCGCCGCUUCCCCAGGUCGCAUACAAUGCAUACAAUCAGCCUGCGUCGUUCGCUGUGCCCAUCACUGAACAAGUGCCUGUAACACCUCCAUCCCGUUCAGCACCAGCACCAGCACCAUACCCUCAACAGCAGCAGUAUACCUCUAACCGUGCUUCGUAUGUCCCACUUGUUAAUCCGGCUCCUAGCCGUAGUUCUCACUCCAGACACAGUACUCAGGCCAAUGUAACUAAUCCACCCCCAUACGCUCAAGACGCCUACACCAGCAAGCGGUCUUCUCGUCGAGAUAGCGGGGACCAUCACUCUCACCACUCAUCCCAUCACCGGCACGAUUCUGCUGGUAGCUCGUACAGCAGGAAUCGACACCCUGAGGACCGUGAGCAUCCUAGCCGUCGUCAUACCCAUGAUGAUACAGGUGCGGAUCCUGGGUCCGGAUCGAAGAAGUGGUGGCAAGGUGGAUGGUGAGCAUCAUGACCCUACUGCCUUUUGAGGGUAGACUCUGCUUGUUGAGUAAAAUCACCAACAUUUUCAAACAUCCUGAACAUCACCGUCAUUCGAUCCAUACAUAGAGGCUGCGGGUUUUCUCUUUUACUAGCUUUGUUCGAUGAUUGUAUGAUGUUAUGCCUCUCUCGAUAUCCCUCAUUAUGUGUAUUUUACAGUCGUUUGUUUGAAAUGCAUAUGAUUUGGUGUUAUCCUAUAUUAUGCACAACGUGCAAUCAGUGUGGGGGUCCAAUACUUGCAAUCGUCAAGGUCGAAUGUGAAAUGAUAAUGGUACAUACUAAGCGGAUGUGCAAGGAGAAGGCUGAAGAGAUUGAGGGAGUGAAGAGUGAACUUGGUCAUCCAAGUUGACAGGAAUAAGUGAUAGAUACAAAGGGAGUGAACGAACGGGUGAGAUGCAAUCCACAGGGUCAAUGAGAGCUACUUAAUAUUGAAGAGAAAGAGAAAGAGAAAGAGAAAGAGAAAGAGAAAGAGAAAGAGAGAGAGAGAGAGAGAGGGGGGGGGAAAUGAAUGCGAAGAAACCACAGUGAACGAACCAGCAUUAGUCAGGGGAGAAAUAAGUCUCAGACCCUAUCAAAGAAACGAACAGACC